Molecule: messenger RNA, 1134 nt
Organism: Aureobasidium pullulans EXF-150
Lineage: Eukaryota; Fungi; Ascomycota; Dothideomycetes; Dothideales; Saccotheciaceae
Product: branched-chain amino acid aminotransferase
Exons: 4
Coding region: 1-1134 (377 amino acids)
Biological process (GO): branched-chain amino acid metabolic process
Molecular function (GO): branched-chain-amino-acid:2-oxoglutarate transaminase activity
Source: RefSeq, a predicted model, not a curated record
AUGGCUACUUCGUUCCCUCCUCCUCCCGUCAGCACCAUUGACUGGGACAACAUUGGCUUCCAAGUCCGCGAAGUAAACGGCCACAUCGAAUCCACCUUCUCCAAGAAAACAGGCCAAUGGACUCCUCCCAAAUUCGUCACCGACCCUUACCUUCGCAUUCACGGCAUGGCUCCCGGUCUCAACUACGGCCAACAAUGCUACGAAGGUCUCAAAGCCUUCCGCACACCCGAUGACUCGGCAAUCACCAUCUUCCGCCCUUCCAUGAAUGCGAAACGCAUGCAACAUUCCGCCUCUUUCGUCAGCAUGCCCGAAGUCCCCGUCGAGCAUUUCGAGAACUGUGUCAAAGCCGCUGUGGCAUUGAAUGCGGAAUUCGUACCUCCGGCUAGAACUGGGGCGGCCAUGUACAUUCGCCCUUUGCUGUUUGGAUCUUCUGCGCAGUUGGGCUUGUCUCCACCCGAGGAUUAUACCUUUGUGGUUUGGGUGUUGCCUGUAGGUGUUUAUCACGGUGUUCAUUCCGUGCCUGCUCUUAUCCUCGAAGAUUUCGACCGCGCUGCUCCUCAUGGAACCGGAUCUGCCAAGGUCGGCGGCAACUAUGCGCCUGUGUUGAGGUUCAGUGAGCGGGCCAGAGCUGAUGGGUUUGGCAUUACUUUGCAUUUGGACUCGAGGACGAGAACGGAGAUUGACGAGUUCAGCACUUCUGCAUUCUUGGGUGUCAAGAAGGAGGGAGAAAAGACUACUAUUGUGGUUCCUGACAGCAAGAACGUCAUCGAGAGUGUAACCGCAGACAGCGUUUGCGAUAUCGCCAGAAGCUUUGGUUGGACUGUCGAGAAGAGAGCUAUCAACUAUGACGAGCUAUCAACAUUCAACGAAGUCUUCGCAGCCGGCACAGCCGCAGCCCUCGUCCCAAUCAAAUCAAUCACGAUGAAAUCCCGCAACGACACUUUCACCUACCUCGACUCCGACGAGCCCGGUCCCGCUUGCCUCAAACUUCUCGACAACCUAAAGGGCAUCCAGACCGGUAGAUACGAAGACAAGUUCGGCUGGAACGUCAAGGUCGAGCAAGUGCAGAGGAGUGAAUUUGAAGGCGAAGCAAGAGAUGAGACUAAAGGUGGUAAUGUUGAUAAGAUGCCUUAG